AUGGCAGCGUCUAGCGGCUCUAACAUGGGGUUUAUGUUAUUGCCUGUUCUUGUUUUCACUUUCCUUAUUGUCUACUUAUCUCCCUCUAACCAGAAUAUCAAUAUUGUUGGAUUUUUUUCUUCUUUUUCUAAACCAAAUAAUAUCUAUGCUAAAACCAACCUCGUUUCUGAAAGCUCGCAACCCUCUCCAUCGCCAAUUCUAUUGCCAUCGCAGAAAAAAAGAGGUAUACAGAAAAUUGAAGAUGGUUUAGCUAGGGCAAGAGCAGCAAUUCGUGAAGCGUAUGAAUCAUAUCCUACCUUGGAUGGUAAGUUUUGUGGGACUAGGAGUCAUACAGAGAUGGAGAAAAGAUUCAAGAUAUGGGUUUACAGGGAAGGAGAGCUACCUCUGGUCCAUGGUGGACCCGUAAACAACAUCUACGGCAUUGAAGGUCAGUUUCUUGAUGAGAUGGAGGGUGGGAAGAGCCACUUUGCUGCUAGUCACCCAGAUGAGGCACACACAUUCCUACUCCCCAUCAGUGUCGCCUAUAUUAUCCAUUAUAUCUACAGGCCCCUUGUCACAUACUCUCGUGAUGAACUGCAACGUUUGGUCCAAGAUUAUGUUGGUAUUGUAGCCCAUAAGUACCCUUACUGGAAUAGAAGCAAAGGAGCUGAUCAUUUCUUGGUUUCUUGCCAUGACUGGGCCCCAGACAUUUCAGGAGCAAAUCCUGAUCUAUACAAGAACUUUAUCAGAGUCCUUUGCAAUGCCAAUACAUCAGAAAGAUUCGAGCCUCGAAGAGAUGUUUCAAUACCUGAAAUCAACAUCCCUGUUGGCAAGCUUGGACCGCCCGACAAAGGUCUACCCCCAAGUAAGCGUUCGAUUUUCGCUUUCUUCGCUGGAGGAGCUCAUGGUUACAUCAGGAAGGUCUUAUUGGAACAUUGGAAAGAUAAAGAUGAUGAGAUUCAAGUCCACGAGUAUCUUGAUAAAAAGAAAAAUUACUUCAAAUUAAUGGGCCAGAGCAAGUUUUGCCUGUGCCCUAGUGGGUAUGAAGUAGCAAGUCCUAGAGUGGUGACAGCAAUUCAAUUAGGGUGUGUACCUGUGACUAUUUCUGAUAACUAUACAUUGCCAUUUAGUGAUGUUCUUGAUUGGAGCAAGUUUUCAGUACACGUUUCGUCCCAGAAGAUACCUGAUAUUAAAACAAUUUUGAAAAAGAUAACGUUCAAAAGGUAUCUCUUAUUGCAAAGGAGAGUGAUCCAAGUCCAAAGACAUUUCGAGUUGAACAGACCGGCUCAGCCAUAUGAUAUGCUUCAUAUGCUACUUCAUUCUGUGUGGUUAAGGAGGCUUAAUAUCAGGGUUCCAUAUCAAUCAUAA
Dovyalis caffra is the source of this 1347-nucleotide messenger RNA. NCBI's taxonomy places the organism in Eukaryota, Viridiplantae, Streptophyta, Magnoliopsida, Malpighiales, Salicaceae. The record is from the annotation of a GenBank genome assembly.